UAUGUCUUGAAAUUUGCACUAUGGAUGCAUACAAAUCAUUUUUAGUCGAUUUUUUAGCUGGUGGAAUAUCUGCAGCUGUUUCUAAAACUGCAGUUGCACCGAUAGAAAGGGUAAAGUUGUUACUUCAGGUGCAACAUACCUCAAAACAAAUAAGGCCAGAAGAUCGGUACAAGGGUAUGAUAGACGCGUUUGUACGUAUACCCAAGGAAACUGGUUUUCUCAGUUAUUGGAGGGGCAAUCUAGCUAAUGUAAUUCGAUAUUUUCCAACUCAAGCCUUAAAUUUUGCGUUUAAAGACAAAUUCAAAACUUUGUUCUUGGAAGGUGUUCCAAAAGAUGCAUUUUGGAAACAGUUUGCUGGAAAUUUGGCAUCUGGUGGAGCUGCUGGAGCAACAUCCCUAUUAUUUGUUUAUCCACUUGAUUUUGCACGUACAAGAUUGGCAGCAGAUAUUGGCAAAGCAGACAAACGAGAGUUUAAAGGUUUAGGAGACUGUUUGGUAAAAGUUUUCAAGACAGAUGGUCUUUUUGGAUUAUAUCGUGGUUUCAGUGUAAGUGUCCAAGGAAUCAUUAUUUACAGAGCAGCAUAUUUUGGUUUUUACGACACUACAAGAGGCUUGCUUCCUGAUGCGAAAAACACUCCGUUAUAUAUUAACUUUUUAAUUGCCCAAGUAGUAACAACAACGGCUGGAAUCAUAUCGUAUCCUUUCGAUACGGUUAGAAGACGCAUGAUGAUGCAGUCGGGACGUAGUAAAACCGAAAUAAUGUACAAAAACACAUUGGACUGUUGGGUGAAAACAGCCAAAGCAGAAGGUGUUGCGGCUUUUUUUAAAGGGGCUUUUUCAAAUAUUCUUAGAGGUACUGGAGGAGCAUUAGUUUUAACAUUAUAUGAUUCAGUUAAAGACCUAAUUGAUGCAGCACUGAAAAAAGGUUCAACCAAACCUUCGGAAUAAUAUCUUUAAUUUAAUUGUGAUACUAAAAUAAUUUGUAAGAUCAAAUACACUUUUCUGCAAAUGAAAUUCGAAUUAAUUGCAUAUUAAAAUUCUUCAGUAUAAAUAACAUUCUACAUAAUAUUUAAAUUUAUUUUGAAAUUAAUAUUUCGUAAAAAAUAUAUACGCACUUACUAAUAAAAAUAACACAUUGUUGACACUUUAUUGUUUUAUACAUUAAAUCUGAUGAAUUUUAAGAUUGCUAGACAUACAUACCUGGUACAAUGUGAAUAUAUCAGCUGUGACCUAAUUUACUGGCAUUUACAAAUAGAUGGGGUUCUAAUAAUUUAAUAUACAUAUAUAUAACAUAUUCAGAAAAAAUUAGAUGUAGAACUUUAAAUGCCCACAAAUAAAUGCCACAGCCUCAUAUCACUAUUUGUUAUGCUUGAUUUUUGUUUAGAAACAAAGGUGUAUAAUUUAAUUAAGCAUGGUAUGUCUGUCAUAAAUAUUACGUCGCUGCUCACGAACUUGCCGUUUCCAUUUAUCUUGUUGAUGACCGACACGAUUCAAUACAUUACCUCUUUCACCCAUAGGAUGAGAUGUUCCAGGACCAAUUGAUGAAUCGUCCUAUCGAAAUAAAAAUAUAAAUAUUAAAUUGAAUUUGUAACAUUUUAUGUACAUACAUAAUAUAUGUAACAACCCAAAUAUACAUACAUCAACAUUAUUAUGUUCAUG
Osmia lignaria (orchard mason bee) is the source of this 1658-nucleotide messenger RNA. RefSeq names its product ADP,ATP carrier protein-like. Gene Ontology annotation, molecular function: ATP:ADP antiporter activity. Gene Ontology annotation, biological process: mitochondrial ATP transmembrane transport; negative regulation of mitochondrial outer membrane permeabilization involved in apoptotic signaling pathway; mitochondrial ADP transmembrane transport. NCBI's taxonomy places the organism in Eukaryota, Metazoa, Arthropoda, Insecta, Hymenoptera, Megachilidae. The record is from RefSeq and is a predicted model, not a curated record. Gene Ontology annotation, cellular component: mitochondrial inner membrane.